AUGGAUAUAAAAAGAUUGCCAGUAAAAAUCACUGAUAUUGAUAAAUAUGGUGACACAUGUUUGGAUAUAGGAGGCGAGCCAGCUUGUCUUAUAGAGCCAAAACCUUCAUUAGUUAGUCUUGGACUUGUGUAUCUAAAUCGAAUAAAAUUAGACGACCCUUCAUGGGAGAAUAUCAUUUGUGCUAAUUUAGGAGGAAGAGACUUUAAAAGCUGCACAGAUGAUCCAAGAAUUGUGGAAAUCGCAAAGAAGCAAAUUCAAGGUAAGCUUACAAAAGCAGAUAUUGGUACAGUAUAUCCACCAAUAGAAAUAUCUGAUGAUUAG
This is a messenger RNA of Trichomonas vaginalis G3, 321 nucleotides long. RefSeq lists its product as uncharacterized. Lineage: Eukaryota; Parabasalia; Trichomonadida; Trichomonadidae. Bases 1 to 321 code for a protein of 106 amino acids. The record is from RefSeq and is a predicted model, not a curated record. The transcript has a single exon.